This is a messenger RNA of Linum tenue, 1051 nucleotides long. NCBI's taxonomy places the organism in Eukaryota, Viridiplantae, Streptophyta, Magnoliopsida, Malpighiales, Linaceae. The record is from the annotation of a GenBank genome assembly.
UGGCAAGCUUCUUCUUUUGCACAACCUAUCAUAGCUUCCCCAGUAAAAAAGAUGUUUUCAAUUUGUCACCGUCACCGACCAACAUUAAACUCCAUUACAUAAUAAUGAGCACCCCUGCUCACUUCCACCUACAUCUAUUUAUAACCCCAUUUACCUAACACAUAUCUCACUGAGACACAGCCAAAUAGUAGUUCCCCUGCUUCGUCUUCUUCCCCAAUGGCGUCCAGAUCUAUGUUGUUGUUUCUACUUACAGCUACUGUCCUAGCUGUUUCUUCCUACGCAGACCAAGAUCAUCAGUUCAUCUCCCAGGAGGCUGUUAGUAGCACCAAGUAUGCCAAAUCUCCUCCACCACCGUCUACACCGCCGGUGAAGCCAGCGCCGACUCCCUCUCCUUCACCAUCACCUCCGGCGAAACCCUCCCCACCGCCACUGGUGAAGCCACCAACUCCGACUCCUUCUCCAGCUGUCCCCAAGCCACCCAGCCAUUCCCCUGCCCCUGCCCCUUCCCCUGUUCCAGUCCCCAAGCCCCCAACUGCUGCCCCUCCUUCUCCAUCGCCCUUUGUCAAGUCAAUCAAAGAUUGCGCCCCACUGUGCGCCAAUCGGUGCAAGCUGCACUCGAGGCCGAAUCGGUGCAACAGGGCUUGCGUGAGUUGCUGCAGCAAGUGCAAAUGCGUUCCCCCUGGUACUUAUGGCAACCGUGAGCAGUGCGGGACUUGCUACACUGGCUUGACCACUAAAUUUGACAAGCCCAAGUGCCCUUAAGAGAAAACUCUGUUUCCCCUGUUUCUUGCUACUUAUUGUUGUGGGUUUAGAAGCUAUGUAAUGUUGAUCAUCGGAAAAAGUCUUUGACGUAGAGAGACCAGCGGGAUCGGAAAAUCAAAUGGGGUUGCUUGAUAGUGUAAUGUUUUCUUGCUGCUGCUAGUAUGUUGAUCUUGUUCCCAUGUCCAUCUUCAUCAAUAUAAGAGCGUUACUGUUAAUCUUGAUCUGUGUUGGUUUUAACUUGUACAUCCAUUUUUCUCGGAGCAAUUCAGCCCUGCACAGAAGGUUCAGU